AUGUUAAAAGAAGAUUCCCAGAAUUGGGAGUCUGUUCCUGCAAAACAAAAGGUUCCAGCAUAUCAAAGGUACACAAAACCCAUCCAGACAAGUUCUUUGGAUGAUCGUCAAUACGCAGUUAUUCGCCUUGGUAACCGACUUGAAGCUACAGUCGUUAGCGACAAAGACGCCGAAAUGUCUGCUGCUUGCAUGAACGUUGCGGUUGGAUAUUUUAAUGAUUCGGACGACAUGCCUGGCCAAGCUCAUUUUUGUGAGCACUUACUGUUCUUGGGCUCAGAUAAUCAUCCAAAAGAAAAUGGGUUUGACAAGUACCUCUCUUUACACUCUGGGCAAAGCAAUGCUGCAACGGGUGGCUCCCGUACAACCUAUUACUUUGAAGUUGCUUCUGAUGCUCUUGAAGAAAUGGAUGCUCUUGAAGAAAAGAAGCCUCUUGAAAAAGCGCUUGAUUACUUUUCAGCUUUCUUUUACUGUCCGCUCUUUCACGAAGGCUCGGUCCUGCGCGAGAUUAAGGCAGUUCAUUCCGAAUUUUCAAAAAAUUUCCAACUUGAUGUGAGACGGAUAAGAUAUGUUGAAAAUUCCCUCGCUCGCCCGGCACAUCCUUUAAGAAAAUUCGGCACCGGAAAUAAAUACACGUUAAUGCAAAAAUUUCUCGCCUCGGGAAAGAAAGCAGCUGCUUUGAAGGCUAGGAAGGAACUGAAAAAGUGGUGGGAGAAAGAAUACUGUGCAGGGAGGAUGUGCUUGGCAGUGGUAGGAAAAGAGCCACUGGAAGAGCUCACUGAUAUGGUUGUGAGACUCUUCUCACCAAUAAAGUACAAAGGGCUAGACCCACUCCCACUUGCUUCUCCUGAACAGCCUUAUGGAAAGGACGAGCUUGGUAAAUUUGUCCAUGUUAGGACAAUCAAAGAAAGGUACGAAGUUACUGUUGUCUUCCCCGUCGCCUGGCAGGAACCCCUUUGGCGUGAAGAUCCAACAUACUUUCUCUCUCAUCUGCUUGGCCAUGAAGGGCCGGGUUCGUUGCACGCGUAUUUGAAAAACAAAGGAUGGCUUGAGUCUCUAGGUGCAGGACCUGUUCAUCCUGGUCGAGGCAUAAGUACAUUAAAGGUGACCAUGAUGCUGACUAAGGAUGGCUUCAAGCAGCAUCAUCGGGAAGUCGUAAUAGCAUGCUUCAAGUAUAUCAACUUUUUGCGCCAUUCUGAAUUUCCAGAAUGGAUGUGGAAAGAGCUUGAGUAUAUGAAAAAGCUGGAUUUCCGCUUGAAGCAGAAAGGAACUGCAUUAUCUCAUGCCAAGGGUAUUGCUGCCUCAAUGAGCUAUCCGACGCCGCGUGCUCUUCUCCUGAGCGGGCCUGAGCUGCUUUGGGAGUGGAAUGAGACACUCGUCACGGAUACAUUAGCAGGUCUAGAUAUCGAAAAUAGCUAUGUCCUUCUAGCAGCUCGGGAUCACGAACAGAUCCCGAAGGGAGAGACAUGGCACAAGGAACGAUGGUAUGGGGCAACGUACGUUAAGAAAAAGUUUGAUGCAGGAUUCAUUUCUGCGUGUCGCAAAGACAAUGAUAUUCCUGAAUUUUCUUUGCCAAAGCGAAAUCCAUUCCUUCCGAAGAAUGUUGAUGUCCAUAGAGUACACGUUGCUGAGGCGAAAAAACGGCCUGCACUUGUCAUGGAUACGCCACUCAUGGAAGUGUGGCAUAAGAAGGACGAUCAAUUCUGGGUACCGAGAGCCUUCAUGCAGAUCGCAGCACGGACGCCAGCUUUCCAGGCUACACCUCGCAGGUCGAUAUUGACCCAACUAUUUGUAGAGCUUGUGGAGGAUGCGCUCAAUGAAUAUUCAUAUUAUGCACUACUUGCUGGUCUAGAAUAUAGUUUAACAGGCACUACUCACGGUUUCACAAUGGAAAUCAGUGGUUACAAUGAUAAGCUGCACGUUCUUGCCGAGAAAGUCAUAGACAAGAUUAAACACCUUGAGAUUCGGAAGGAUAGGAUGGUGAUUAUUAUUAAACGGAUACGGCGUGAUGUGGAGAAUGAGCGCCUAAGCAGUCCUCGUGAACGAUCUAAGUCCUAUUUGGGCUACAUACUUGAAGAACCCGAAUUUACCACGGAGGAAGAAUUAGAAGCGUCGGAAGGUAUUACUGCUGAGGAACUUUUUAGUCAUAUAAAGAAACUGCUAUCGAGACUCAAGUUCGUAGUCUUAGUUGAUGGUAAUCUUUGGAAAGAGAAAACCAGCUUCCGAAGCUCUUCUCACGACUUCUUCCCAAAGGUAUGCAUGUUGUGCACGGAACACGACGUCUUAAUAUUAACUCCAACAGGAUGCAAUUAUGUCUGGGAACUGCCUGUGUAUAAUCCUAAGGAGGCCAAUUCAGGUGUAUCUUAUUACUGUCAUAUCGGCAAUGGUUCCGACCCACGCAUUCGCGUUACGUGUCAUCUACUCUUGCAGAUACUCGAAGAACCGGUAUACGAUACUCUUCGAACGAAAGAACAGCUCGGAUAUUACGUUAACUCGCGUAUCAGGACAGACACGGAGUCGAUUGGCUUGCUUGUGGUGAUACAGUCUGAGCUCGACCCGAGAUAUCUUGAAUCGCGGAUUGAUGCGUUCUUGAUGUAUAUGCGCAAGGUAAUCCGGGAUUUGUCCAACGACUUGAAAACGUUUGAGAGUCAUAAAAGCUCUCUCAGGAAUCUAUGGACGGAGAAGGAUAAAUACCUGAGUGAAGAGACGGACAGGUUUUGGUCCGCUAUUCAGGAUGGAUACUAUGAUUUUCAAGAAAAUGAGAAAGACGCAGAAUUGCUUCAGAGCAUAUCAUUAUCAGAGGUCCGUACGAUAUUCGAAGCGUAUCUCGAUCCAUCAUCGAAAACUCGCUCCAAACUUUCUGUCCACAUGCGAUCUAAAAACGCAUCUAAGCACCCUAAACCAAAGGUCAGUAGACAGGCAGCCGAAGAUUUUCUCAGCCUGCUACAGAAAGAACAUAUUCCCAUAAACAAGGCCGAGUACGACAGACAGUGCGAGAACGAACCGACGGUACCCGAAAUGCAUGAAUACUUGAAGAAGACGGACUUAAGCGAAUUUGUCAGUGACAAUGAGAAAGUCAAGAGCCUAUUUGAGCAACUAGAUUUGCUUGUGAAGAAGUACCCCGUGCCUACCUACCUACCUACCGCAAAGGCUGCCCUGGAACUUAAACACAUUAAGGAUGGCGCUAAGUUCAAAUGUGAUCUUAAACUUUCUGGGAGUCCAAAACCGGUUGAGAAAUUUAAAGUGGAAUAG
Messenger RNA from Fomitiporia mediterranea MF3/22, 3249 nucleotides. RefSeq names its product LuxS/MPP-like metallohydrolase. The coding region runs from base 1 to 3249 and encodes 1082 amino acids. The record is from RefSeq and is a predicted model, not a curated record. Lineage: Eukaryota; Fungi; Basidiomycota; Agaricomycetes; Hymenochaetales; Hymenochaetaceae. Gene Ontology annotation, biological process: peptide catabolic process. The transcript is spliced from 13 exons. Gene Ontology annotation, molecular function: metal ion binding; metalloendopeptidase activity. Gene Ontology annotation, cellular component: mitochondrion; cytosol.